AGUUGACAAGUUUGUUGUACAAGAAAGGUUAAUUCGCAUUUUGUUUGCAGUUUUUGAUUGAUAUUACUGUAAGUUUUUGCUAAAAAUGUCGAACAUCAACUUACAAUGUUUGCUGGGUAUACAAUGCAAUGAUUUUGUUAUGAUUGCUGCUGACCAAACCAACAGCCACAGUAUUAUGGUCAUGAAAGAUGAUGAGGAGAAGAUAUUUAAGAUUUCUGAUAGACUGGUGAUGGGUGUAAUUGGUGAUUCUGGGGACACCACUCAGUUCGCUGAAUAUAUUGCCAAGAAUAUUCAGCUGUACAAAAUGCGCAACGGCUACGAAUUGGGUCCGACGGCUGCAGCCAAUUUUACUCGCAGGAAUCUCGCUGAAUAUCUGCGGAGCAGCACUCCAUACUUUGUCAAUUUGCUGAUGGCUGGGUACGACAAGGAGAAUGGCCCAGAACUGUACUUUAUGGACUACUUAGCAUCGAGUGUGAAGGUUCCAUUUGCUUGCCAUGGCUUCGGCGGGUACCUUAGCUUGAGUAUUAUGGACCGUUAUCACAAGAAAGAUGCAACGGAGCAGGAAGCGUAUGAAAUACUGAAGAAAUGCAUUACAGAAGUCCACAAGAGACUGUUUGUUAGCCUGCCCAACUUCCAAGUAACAGUUGUCACCAGGGAUGGCAUCAAGACAUUGCCUGUUAUCAACUCUGCGUCACUAAAAUGAUUUUUUAUUUUUUAAGGUUAAAUAAACAACAAUUUCAUAAAUA
Molecule: messenger RNA, 746 nt
Organism: Ostrinia nubilalis (European corn borer)
Lineage: Eukaryota; Metazoa; Arthropoda; Insecta; Lepidoptera; Crambidae
Gene: Prosbeta4
Product: proteasome subunit beta type-2
Exons: 4
Coding region: 86-703 (205 amino acids)
Biological process (GO): proteasomal protein catabolic process
Cellular component (GO): proteasome core complex, beta-subunit complex; proteasome core complex; nucleus
Source: RefSeq, a predicted model, not a curated record